AGGCACUUGCUUUUGAAGGCCAUGAAAAAUCGGCAACGAGCUCGAGGCAUGGACAGCUACCACAACAACUGGCGUGUUAUUUGCAAUGUGGUGGGACGAAGCAGGAAUUUUGCAAGUUGAGUUCAUGUUCAGCCAUCAUACUUGUGUCAGCGCUCAUUCAUUGGCUCUGUGGUGUUUUUCGGUGCUUCCUAUUUGAUGUGGAAUCCCAAUACAUUGGCCUUCACCGUACAUCUGGACGGGUUUGAAUGUGAUCAACAACCACCCAAAGAUGCAUAAAUGCCCUCCUAGAGUUCAAAGCACACCUAAGCUUGCCUUAAACUUCCUUUACUCUAUAUUUCCACACAAAAAGACGCUCAAACCAAACCAAGAAGACUGAUCAUCUCCGCUAAUCCAUCCCUCUUAAGUAGUGUAUGAAUUGAUCUGUGUGAAGAAAAGAACUUCCACGUUACAGAAAGACUUGGGCAACCCUGGAUAUGUGCUAAACAACGCAUACCAUGAAGGACAUCAUUGCUUGUAUGGAGAGUUGGCAAAGUGUUCCUGAGGAUCACCUAUCCAACUUGGCAGUGUAUACUGUUCAAGAUGCUCAGACACCUCAAGUCUGUCAAGCACGUGCACGGGAUUCCUUGCCCCCGAAUUUGGCAAUCCGACCUUCAGCCGUCAAUUCAGUGUCUGGGGUGUGGGCUAAGGACAUUAUCCCUCGGGGUACGAAAUUUGGACCCAUGGUUGGAGUGGUCUAUCGUACAGAAGAAGUGGAACCGGGUCAAGACAAGACUUACUUCUGGCGAGUGUAUGACAAGAAUGCCAACCGCAUCAAGUUUUACAUUGACGGCAAAGACUCGUCACGAGCUAAUUGGAUGCGCUACAUUCAACCGGCUUAUAAAACAGCCACUCAAAAUCUAGUGGCCUACCAAAAGGACAAUGAGAUUUAUUUCCUCACCAUUAAACACAUCCAAGCCGAUGAGGAGUUAACUGUGUGGUAUUGCCGAGAGUUUGCUGAUCGCUUAGGCUUUCCUUUAACCGGUGGUGAGAUGAUUAAGAGCCUGGGCAUGAUUGAGGAACAAGAGAAAGAACUGGAGACCGAGAAGCAAAGAGCCAUGGAGCAAGUCAAGCAGAUCCUCCAAAAACAGAAACAGUUAGAGCUCCUCAAGGACCAAAUCCCUUCGGGCUUCAUGAGCAGACAAGACGAUACCCGGGUACCUGAUACUUUGGAGCAUCAUAACCAUGGCGGCGAGGCAAGUUACGCACAUUCCAUGUUCCAAGGGGAUCGCAAGGGAAGUCCCAUUUCCGAUUCAGGAUACACGGGCUCCCCUGCUGGUACCACGUCACCAUCUAAUGGCCGAGGGUCAGCCUCACCCAAUGCAUUGGAUCUAACAAAAGCCGGAGAGUUCCCCAACAGGGGAAGGAGGAAGAGAUGCUCUACCGAGGGAAGCAUUGAAUCCCUAGAAACUUCCAAUAGCUAUCGAAGGCACAAAAUGAAAAUGUACAAAUCGGAAAACCACAGCGGUGGUUCAUCGGGAGGCAGUUCUCCUGUUCACCAAAGGUCAAGUCCGAGCCCACCCAGGAAUUUGUUGCCUUUAAACGUAGAACCUGCUCAUCAACUUCAGUAUCACCCGAAUCAGCAUCUCAAUAACCCCACUCAUAAAGGACAGCCCAAUGUUACAGUGAGCAGACCACCGGUGGCCCAUCAAUAUUCAACGCCCAUCUCGGUCAAUAGCGUCACUUUACCCCAGCAACACCUUCUUCCGCAAAGUGUAACAUCGCGUCGGGACUCCAUUGAUCACGUGCUGGUGAAGCGCGAAGCACCACCUUCAAUGUUACCCAACCAGCCAACAAUUCCUCAACAGAUUAGAAUCCCUUUCACAGCACCACAAGCAGACGGGAAGUCCAAUUUACCGCCCGUUUUAAUGCUGAAUGGUUCUUAUCCCACGCAGUCCCCUUCUCAUUUGCAAUUACCGGCCAGUGUGCCGCAAAACCCAUAUAUUGCUCCACAAGUUCGCAUGAGAUUCCCCGUUAACCCGCCACAACUUCCAACCUUGCCUACAAAUGGAGGGCCUCCCCAGGCACUUUCCAGACUGUUUCCAAAUAACCCACCCCCUAAUAGUCUGGAUCUUGGGCAUUUACCGUUGCCCCAAGCUCCCCCAACCACAGCACCUCAACAUCCAGGAUCUUCACCGACGCCUUCUUUAUCAGGCAUGUCUGGAACGCAUGAUGGGACAAGGGGUUAUAAGUCCUUGCCAUAUCCUUUGCAGAAGAAAGAUGGCAAGAUUGAAUAUCGAUGUGAAACAUGUGAUAAAGUAUUUGGGCAACUCUCCAAUCUAAAAGUUCACUUGCGUACCCACACCGGUGACCGCCCAUUCAAAUGCGAUGUAUGCCACAAGCAAUUCACUCAACUGGCUCACCUACAGAAACAUAAUUUGGUUCACACAGGGGAGCGACCCCACUCAUGCCCAGAGUGUGGAAAGCGUUUCAGCUCCACGUCCAACUUGAAAACGCAUUUGCGGCUCCACUCUGGUCAGAAACCAUACAUUUGCGAAAAGUGUGAAGCUCGGUUCACCCAAUAUGUGCAUUUGAAAUUGCACCAGCGUCUCCACACCAAUGAACGACCUUACACCUGUAGUACCUGUUCCAAAUCCUACAUUAGCGCAUCUGGUCUGCGCACUCAUUGGAAGACCACCACGUGCAAACCCACUCACGAAGAUAUUGCUUUGGGAGCAGAGAAGCCCACAACCCUGGAUCGAGCCGGCUUAAAUUCCAAUUCCAACCACUCACAAGGUUCUCGAUCACCAACACAAGGUCAUGAGAUCAAAACCGAAUCAGGUGGCUUGUCAAGUAACUUGCCAUUCCACUUCGCCUCGGCCAUUGAGGCCACCAUCAAGAAAGAAAUUCAGGAGGAUACUCCUCGUCCCACAUCUCCAGACUACGAAAACAACCAGCACCAAAAUCACCAUCAACACCAACACCACCAUUCUGAUCAUAAAGACCAUCAUGAGACGGAUGAGGAAGACUAUGAUGAUGAUGAUGAAGAUGAUGAUGACGAUAUUCCUGCUCAUCGCAAAGUCAUUGUUACCCCGCUCGAAGAUCACGUGGAUUUGGUCAACACUGUUUUGAACAACCCGUCUGCCAAGAUCACUUGCCCAAUGCCAGAGGGCGCGGAACGUAAUGGAAAUAAGGAGGAAAAAUCCCAGCCGUCGAAAGAGAAUCAGGCACUUCUCACUCCAACGACGAUUCCGUGCAAAUAAUGGAGACCAGAAGAUCACUUCCUUUCCCUUAAUCUUGAUGAGCAAGCACAACUUAAUUCACUCUUUUUCUCAUUCUACAUGACCCAGCCCCACUGUACCUGAACUUACCUUGGAAUUUGGGACUUUGUGACACAAGAUCAUGCGGUCGAAGGCAAAGUCACACAGUUUCUUUCGAACAACACUCGCGAAAGGUUCGAUUUCAUUUAUAUCGCAACCUCUCGCUUUGGGAACUCUAUUUUCCUUUCAACUUUCUUUGGGCAUUGAUUUCACCAAAUAUAAAGAAGUGGUCACUGACAACAAACAGUAAGAACGUUGCCACUUAAACGACAAGACAUUUUCCCCUUGUUUACAAUCGAUCGAAACUACCUCAAAUUGUAAUUGGUCCCACUUUCAGACCUGAUUAUCAUUACCGCUACAACCUUUAUUGAUUCCACAUCUGUUCAAUCAAAUGUUACCCACCCACGCGAGCACCCGUGGCUAAAUAAUUUCUAUCCCAAAUCGAUCCAUAUUGGCCGUCAAGGAAUAACUUUGGAGCCGUUCGGAGACAGGUUACCACAAUCACACUCUAUAAAAAAAACUCAAAGAUGUGCUUUUUUCCGUUUAGCAAAGUAUCUAUUUAUUCUUUAUAUACUACUUAUACUGAUCACCAUACAUACUGUAACUUCUAUCUUUUAUAAAUUACCUCUUCAUAAGGAAAGGACACUUCUAGCAUUAUUUUUGGAUCUCACCCCCAAAAUUUCUACUUUGAAAGACAUCAAUAUAUUCCCCCGGUUGGAAUUCAGAUUCAGAGAAUUGGCCGCAAAAUCCGAUUAUCCACCGAGAUCGUCAAAAAUGAAAAACUAUUCACGGCUACUCCAAGUGCGACCAUUAUAUCAUUAUUAGAAUAUUAUCAAAUUUCCUAUCAGAGAAAUAAAGUUCUAUGUGUUUGCCAGAG
This is a messenger RNA of Tigriopus californicus, 4173 nucleotides long. Its product is annotated as PR domain zinc finger protein 1-like. The transcript is spliced from 5 exons. Lineage: Eukaryota; Metazoa; Arthropoda; Copepoda; Harpacticoida; Harpacticidae. Bases 495 to 3239 code for a protein of 914 amino acids. Gene Ontology annotation, biological process: cell fate commitment; regulation of transcription by RNA polymerase II. The record is from RefSeq and is a predicted model, not a curated record. Gene Ontology annotation, cellular component: cytoplasm; nucleus. Gene Ontology annotation, molecular function: histone deacetylase binding; RNA polymerase II cis-regulatory region sequence-specific DNA binding; DNA-binding transcription repressor activity, RNA polymerase II-specific.